This is a messenger RNA of Erpetoichthys calabaricus (reedfish), 2451 nucleotides long. It is a transcript of the gene znf488, whose product is annotated as PR domain containing 8. Gene Ontology annotation, cellular component: nucleus. The transcript has 4 exons. Gene Ontology annotation, molecular function: protein binding. NCBI's taxonomy places the organism in Eukaryota, Metazoa, Chordata, Cladistia, Polypteriformes, Polypteridae. Gene Ontology annotation, biological process: regulation of DNA-templated transcription. The record is from RefSeq and is a predicted model, not a curated record. Bases 642 to 2198 code for a protein of 518 amino acids.
AAGGCAGUGUGAUUUUUAUCCCCAUGUAUCAAAUACGAUUUUCAAUUCUCCCCCUAGUGUGAAGUAACCUUUUCCAAUUUCGUUUUCCUGCAUAACUGCUAACUGUAUCUGCCGGAACUGAAGUUCUGUCCUUUACAUACAAUGAAAUCACUUUCUGACUUCAUUGGUUUAUUUAAAUGGGAACGAAUGUUGAAAGAGUAACUUACACAAGUUGAACACAAGAAAAAUUACCCAAAGACGCUUGCGUUACGCGAACGGUUACCUCAAAAGUGACCUCAUGCUGCAAAUCCGUUUGAUUCGUCUACGUUCGCAACCUCGGAUACAGUUUUAAAAUGAAUCUCCCUAACAAUGUAGAAUUCCUAAUUAAUUAGGCAGACGGAAAACUCAAAAAAGCACCAAUGAGAAUGCCACCUGGGCUUGCAGGGUCCAGAGAAGAGCUUGGUAUUGGGCUGUCACGCUUCAAUGGCUAUAAACCUCCACCCUCAGGAAAAGCGUCUCUGCGAGGAGCGUAACUGCCACUUCAGAGCAGACCCCUCACAGCUCACACUUGAAAUCCCGCAGAGAUAGACGCCUGCGGACCUCCACCGAACUGAGAAGCACUCGCUCAAUAGUGGAUUACCUAAACAUCGGGCUGUGAAAACAUGGACCUUAACUACUUCUCCAAGUCAAUAUGGGCAAAUGACAGCAAGUUACCCCACCAUCACCUCACCGAUCUUUUAACAAGUGUGUACAUCACUCGGGACGUCCCAGAAGGAACUACUUUUGGACCCUGUCUCCUUCAAAACACGUUUUAUGACACCAUUGCAUUUAUAGCGCUGAAGUGUUCCGACAGAAGAAACAAGUCUUAUGUGUUUCGGGUGGACACAGAAGCAAUGCAGAAUUCUCCGAAUGUUCUCCACUGGCUGCGCCUUGUGCAAGCGGCCAGCAACAGCAAAGAGCAGAACCUUGAAGCCUUCCUGAAAGGCGGACAACUGUAUUUCAGAUCCACAAGAAAUAUAAAGAAAGACGAAGAGCUUCUCGUGUGGUACGAUGAUGAACUUUCUCACCUCUUGGGAUUUAGUGAAAUCAAAGCCCGCCUGUCACCUGAUGGUUUUAAAUGCUUGAAAUGUGACCAGACAUUCAAGAAUGAAAACCCUUUCAUGGCACAUACACGCUUUCUUUGCAUCCAAGGUAAAAAUGAUUUUCAAGAGAGAAAGAUGACUGAAAUAAAGCGCACUUCUCGGGUGACCGACUUUCACAAUAUUGCCCGGGAUUUGGAGUUCAAACGAGGCAACGCAAAAGAAGACAUCGCCAACGUAUUUUUCCGCAAGGGAAAAUGUAUCGAUCAAGAAAGUGUGAAAAGCAACAAAUCAGUAUUGCUGGAAAAGACCAAUUUUUCUAACGUGCAUAACACCGUCUUUAUGAAUAGGGACAGCCAAGAUGUUGUUCCCGAGUUGACAGCUUCUGUUUUGAAACUCAGUGAUGGUAAAUAUUUACUGACUGAAUCUAAAUCUAGCGCCUUUACUGAAGUACGGAAGGACAAGGACAGAAUAAAGAACGAAAAGACAGAGACCAUCUCAGAAAAACAUAAUAAGCAAACAGGGCUGAAUCGGUUAGUAGCAGACUCCGCUUUGAAGUCGACAGGGAGCGCAUUUUCUUUAGUAGUGCCAAAGGGAGCGGAGGAAGACCAAAAAAGUGCGUUCUGUAAGCCCAGUAAAAGGGUGGUAAGCGACUGCUCGGCUCUUCCGCCCCACAAGUUAAACGUUUCAACUGGGAGUCUAAGGGACUUGUCAGACUCUAUUACCUCCAAUGAUAUUUUAGGAUAUGGCAGUCUGUUGGGAUCUAAAUUAUUAAACACCGAUUUGGCGACCACGACCUCGCUUCAGACAAACAUUCACAUGACCUCAUCCCUUCCUUACGCUUCCGAAGCCUGGCCUAGACAGAUCGGAGUACAAUUACAGACCACGUCUUCCCUAACUUUACUCCCACCCUCAUUCACGUCUUUUGGGGUGGCAGCUCAGAACUGGUGCGCUAAAUGUAACCUGGCUUUUCGGAUGACGUCGGAUUUGGUUUUUCACAUGAGGUCCCAUCACAAAAAGGAAUUUGCUGUGGAAUCGCAGACGAAGAGGAGGCGAGAAGAAAAACUAACCUGCCCGAUCUGUCACGAAUACUUCAGAGAGCGUCACCACCUAUCACGGCAUAUGACGUCUCACAAUUAAACUAAAUGACUCGGUUGCCAGGACAAUUUGCAUAUCUAAAGGUUUUUGCAUUGACUUUGUCGCGAUGCCUUUAAUGUAACUUUGUAUUGUUGGUUACGAGAUGGGGCGAAGAAAAGAUAAACGCGUCUUCUGCCAUUAACCAAUUCUAACAACCUCUGGAAUGUCAACUUCGGCUGAAAUCAAUUAUUUCACUAUCAACGCACCCAAGAACUUUGCUUUUACCUUUAUUAAAGUCUUAAUUAAGUUCAAUCUC